Messenger RNA from Rhizoctonia solani, 4551 nucleotides. Its product is annotated as phospholipase. The transcript is spliced from 28 exons. The record is from RefSeq and is a predicted model, not a curated record. Lineage: Eukaryota; Fungi; Basidiomycota; Agaricomycetes; Cantharellales; Ceratobasidiaceae. Gene Ontology annotation, biological process: intracellular signal transduction; phosphatidic acid biosynthetic process; cell motility. Bases 1 to 4551 code for a protein of 1516 amino acids. Gene Ontology annotation, molecular function: phosphatidylinositol binding; D-type glycerophospholipase activity.
AUGUCCCCCACACUCGGUGAUGUCGUUGCUGCAGCCGUAGCAGGCGACAAAGAAAACCACAAACGACUUCCAGAUAUUGCUGAAAAGCCUGCAGCUCCUGAAGGAGAUGCUAUUCCGGACGAUACACUCGCACAGAACAACACGGUACUCGGAGCGCUUGGAGGCAGUCAUCCCCGCUCCUGGUCCCUCCAGCACCCCGCAACUCGUGCUUCGUUCUCAAAGCCACCACGUCUUGGUGCACACCAUCCAGUCCUCGAGCCUGUCACUAGUGGAGAUGUCUCGAUUGCAACAGACCCAUUCCGCGCUGAUUUUCGACCAGCACAUUCUGAAUUCAAAGGCGCGUUUCAGUACAAUGACGACGAAGCUCUGACCCCCUCUUCUCGUAAACACAAGCGCGAGUCAUGGCUAGGAGGCCGCGAAAAGGACAAGGACAGAGAAAAGAUUCGGGAAAAUGACCAAGCCGAGCAACGAGAGGCGGCCGAGUCUGAACCCGAGCACGAGCCGCAUGAGGGCGGCCUGUGGAAGCGCUGGAUUACAGAACCCCUGGGCCUGUCCGAUGUGGACGACGAGCCACAGUCUCCUCGGGCAAAUACAACGCGGGGCUCGACUCCCCGGGUUAGCCGCCAAAAUACCGCUGAGGGACCACGUACCAACAAGACGGUCCGGACCGCCAAGUCACUCCCUCAGAUUCGUGAUGGCGGCAAGGCAAGUCGUCCUACUUCGACUUCAGGCAUGCCGAAUCCAUCAAACGCACCGAACGUACCCAAUGGAACCCCCGAUCCGCGCGCCGAGAGCCGCAGUAGGCGUGGAAGUGAAGUAGCCUCAGCGAGCAAGUGGGCCAUCCUCAAACCCAAAAUCAAGUCACAUAUCCACCAGCAGCAACUGCAACAGCAACCUAGCUCAAGCAGUGCUGCUCCUGUAUCCGUUACCGAUGAAUUGCUCAUGGGAGGACUGGGCGUUUUGCUCCUGCAAAUGUUCUUUGAGCGAGAUGAUCAGGACCGGAGACGGGUUCCCAUCCUUUUGCACCAUCUUAAGAUUCGUGUAUCUGAUUCUAUCAAUCCGCUAAAUGGCCGCCACGCUGUGUUUCGGAUCGAGUGCGAGUACGCCAAUGGUGCUGCACGCUGGGUGAUCUACAGGCAACUGCGCGAUUUCAUUAGCUUACAUGGUCACUACCGCGUUGCAAGUGUGUAUCUCAGGGGCGACCAGCCGCUAUUGCCUGAAUUUCCUAAAACCAGUCUUCCUUACUUCAAGUUCCUCAAGAAAGAGGGCCGGGAGAAGGGCGCUGGCGAAGUGCAUCGUACCGACUUUGCCAAGUUGCAGCGCGAAUCUUUAGAAAAUUAUUUAAUUGGUGUUAUUAAGGCUGUCAUGUUCCGCGCCGAUGCCAACAGCCCAAAGGGGCGGGAUUCAAGGCAAAGCCGGUAUUUACGCGUCCUGAGCUCAAACAUGAGCCGCAAGGGCGCACAUAAUGGCUUACUUGCCUGGAAACGUAAUCAUGAACCCAAAUGGUGGCUUGUGCGUGAGAGCUAUCUAGUUGCUGUGGAAGACCCAGGAGAGUUCGAGCGAAAGUUCUUCAGACGAGAGGACCCGACCAUUGCUGCGAAUCAGGGGGUGGACAAUAGCAAGAAGAAAAAGAAGAACAAGGCGAAUCUGGCGGACUUGGUGGCGAAGAACGAGCGUGAGAUGGUGCAGUGGAUUGUUUCAAUGGAACGCAUGGCUAGCCAGUCGCAUUGGACGGGCAAAAACCGAUUUGACAGUUUUGCACCAAUACGACUCAACGUGGCGGCGCAAUGGCUUGUCGAUGGACGCGAUUAUUUCUGGAACCUAUCCCGUGCUAUUUUGCUCGCAAAAGAGCGCAUAUACAUACAUGAUUGGUGGCUCUCGCCCGAGCUUUAUUUACGGCGUCCGGGCAAAGAGCAAUUCCGACUCGAUAGACUCUUGAAACGCAAAGCUGAAGAAGGCGUCAAGAUUUUUGUUAUCCUUUAUAAAGAAGUAUCAAACCGUACCACGCCUACGGAUAGCAAUUACACUAAACAGACGCUCGUUAAUCUUCACCCUAAUAUCAUGGUGCAGCGCUCGCCCUCGCAUUUUGCUACCGGCACGUUUUACUGGGCCCAUCACGAGAAACUGUGUGUGAUCGAUGAGGCUAUUGCCUUUAUGGGUGGUCUGGAUGCGUGUUUCGGACGCUGGGACACAGCACAACACGUUCUUAUUGACGACGGGGAACCCCACGGGGGCCCCGGGCACGAACAAAUUUGGAUAGGCAAAGAUUAUAGCAAUGCGCGUGUCUUGGAUUUUCAUACGUUGAAUAAGCCAGAACAAGACAUGUACGACCGGACCAAAGUUCCACGCAUGCCUUGGCACGACAUCGCCAUGCAGAUUGUAGGACAGCCUGCACGAGAUUUGUGCCGCCACUUUGUCCAACGCUGGAACUACCUGCUGCGUGUGAAGAAUCACUCGCGUAAGAUGCCGUUCUUGCUUCCACCGCCGGAUUUCAAGCCAUCGGAGCUCACGGAGCAAGGGCUCACUGGUACCUGCGAAUUGCAGAUCUGUCGGUCUGCUGGCCAGUGGUCCCUGGGGACGCAGAAUCGGAUUGAACACUCUAUCCAGAAUGCAUACCUAAAGGCCAUACAAUUAUCUGAACACUUUGUGUACAUUGAGAACCAAUUUUUCAUCACCUCCACCACUGUGAACGACGUUGCGGUUGAAAAUAAAAUCGGGGACGCGCUCGUAAACCGUAUCAUACGCGCACAUCAUGAUAAAGUCAAAUGGCGGGCAAUCAUAUUAAUUCCGCUUCUCCCUGGGUUUACUUUCCCGAUUGAUCACGGUGAGGCCAGUGCGGUACGCCUCAUUAUGGAGUGUCAGAAUCGAACAAUCUCACGUGGUCCUAAUUCAAUUUUCGCACGGUUGAGAAAGGAAGGAAUCGAUCCGGACGACUACAUCACGUUCUUCUCUCUACGUGGCUGGGGCAAAUUAGCUGAUGAUGUACUUACGACAGAGCAAGUUUACAUUCAUGCCAAGUGCAUGGUUGUCGAUGACCGAGUAGUAAUUAUCGGUUCCGCAAAUAUCAAUGACCGAUCCCAACGUGGAGAUCGGGAUUCAGAACUUGCAGCAGUGAUUCGAGACACAGAUAUGAUUGACAGUCGAAUGGCAGGCAAGCCAUUCAAGGUCGGUCGCUUUGCGCAUACACUCCGAAUUCGCCUCAUGCGAGAGCAUCUUGGGGUCGAUGUUGAUGCAAUGUACCAAGAAGACCUGAUGGCUAACCAGCCAAAGGCGCGCGAGGAUGAAAUCAAGAAGUGGGACCCAGACCACGAACAGAAAUUCCGUGAAGACGGUGUGAGCAGAGUAAAGCAAUCGUCAGCUCUCGCCAAUAUCGAGGUUAUGUCCAGGGAUACCGUUGGUCAAAUUGCAUAUGGUGCAGAGGAAAUUGGUAUGCACAAACUGGGGCGCAUCGGACAGAAACUAGGUGCAACGAGUACUGCAGAGGGCGCAGACAACAAUGCGCUACUGGAGGAACGCCAAAUGUAUUCCAGGGAUGGGAAAAAGGAACCUGGUUUUGCGGAUGCUGCCGUGCCCACGCUUGAGGAGAAGACAGUGAUGGAGCAUCGCCCCAAACAGACAGAUAAUAAGCGCGAACAGCCGCUCAAAGAUGCUCUGAAGUCUCCAGCAGCUAGAGCUACCGAGCCGAACGAAGCAACAACUCCAGAUGGAGAAAAGUUCGGGGCACCGGCGGACGCGUCGUCUACUGCAUACUCGGACGACCAGCCUCCUCAUGCUCGUUCAGGAGAUAAGGACUUUACCUCGGACGAAAAGGAAGCAGUGCAUGCCCGAAGUCUCCUACGGAAACACCUUUCAGUGAGCGUCGGUACCAAGCCCUGGACAGUACCUACACCUGCUCCUGAAAUCGAUCCCCAUGGUUUCCAAGACCCAGUUUGCGACGAGUUUUUCAAAGAUGUAUGGGUAGCUGCUGCAGUCCAUAACACCGAGAUCUACAGGAAGGUUUUCCACUGCACACCAGACGAUCUAGUGACCACGUGGAAGCAGUAUAAGGAAUUUGCACAACAUCAAGAACGUCUCUCGAAACCUCCCAAAGACUCCCAAAAUCAGCAAGAAGCCGUCGGUACUGUCCCGGGUGAAGGAGCUGGUGUAACCGAAACCCCGGGUAGCCAUGGGCAGCACCACGCUGGGGAGGGUUUAGAGCCUGGGAAGCGGCUCGACAACCUCGAUGUCCAUACUGAAGCGGAAGAUCCAACAGACCAACCUCCCUCUCCAAGGUCAUCUCCCUCCACCCGGCGCAAUGGAAAAGACACUGUGCCUCCUGGAAAGUCAACAAACCCUGUUCCUACCCAAAAUGGGGCCGACCCCCGUACUAGGCGCCCAGCCCAUCCAGACGAGCCGCUUGAACAGUGGGAAAGGGAUGAAAUGGAAGAGCUUCUCCAAGAUAUUAGAGGGCACUUGGUCGUAUUCCCUACUCGUUUCCUUGAAGGCGAAGAUGUUGCCAAUAACUUCUUGUUUAAUACAGACCGAUUGCUACCCCUCCCGAUUUAUGAUUAA